This is a messenger RNA of Rhodofomes roseus, 2191 nucleotides long. RefSeq names its product beta-lactamase/transpeptidase-like protein. Lineage: Eukaryota; Fungi; Basidiomycota; Agaricomycetes; Polyporales; Fomitopsidaceae. The record is from RefSeq and is a predicted model, not a curated record. The coding region runs from base 80 to 1930 and encodes 616 amino acids. The transcript has 7 exons.
CUCUUACGCACGCACUCGCACUGGCAGAGCUGGCCCGUUCCUUCGUUCGCAGGUCACAACGCUGUGCGUUGUUGGAGAGAUGGCUAUCUUCGGUCGUCUCGUACUCGCCCAGGCGAUAGCGGUCCUCGUACUACCCGCAUACGGUCAGACACAGAUUCCACUGUAUAACACUGCGUUCUCAGAUACGACGACUCCGAGCAAGCAUGCCAUCACCUCCGAGCUCUCGGAGUUUAUUUUUGGUCUCAUGAACUCGUCGGGGAUUCCAGGCAUCUCCUUGGGCGUGGUGCACACCGAUGGCGCGGAAGUGCACAUGAAGCCAGAGGUCGAGCUGAAGUCUUGGGGCCGCAUGACUGAGGACGGCGACGGGACUGAUCUUACUUCUGAUGCACUCUUCGACCUGGCAUCAUGCUCGAAAGCCUUCCUCGCUAGUGCCAUGGGCAUCCUUAUGGAUGACUUCGCGGAGGGUCGCAACGUCACGCCUCUCCCUUCGGGGGUUACCAAGUUCGACUGGCAGACCAAGGUCAAGGACCUACUCCCAGAAGAAUGGGCGCUCGAAGACCACUGGGCGAGCGAGAAGGUCAACGUACGCGAUGCGUUGUCGCAUAUGACUGGUAUGCCGAGGCACGACUAUUCGUAUGCGCCUGGUGAUACACUGUCGGGCCUCGUGAAGAAUCUGCGCAACCUUCCUCCUGCCUAUGAACUUCGUCAGAAAUGGUCCUACAACAACCAGAUGUACAAAACGGGCGCAUACCUGAUUUCCAGAUAUGCCGGCAAGUCCUACACGGACUUCGCCACAGAGCGGCUUUUCGCGCCCAUGAACAUGACGCACACAACGUUCUGGCCCAACGAGGCACGCGAGGCCGGGUUGUUGACACAGGCGUGGACGAAGUUCGGGAGGCUGAUACCGUUCUGGUUCGACAACGAGGUCGUAGAGCUCAUGGCCGGCGCUGGAGGAAUUAUCUCGAGUGCCGAGGAAAUGACGAAAUGGUUGACCGUGCUCCUAAACAAGGGCAUCGACCCCGCUUCCAACGAGACCAUCAUCCCGCGCUCCGCGUUCGACGAGAUCACCACCGCGCACGCAAUCAUCGCCGGCAGGCCAAUGACGCCAGAGAUGUCCGUCAUGGGUUACGGCCUCGGCUGGCAGCGCCUCUCCUACCAGGGCCACGAUAUGCUGACGCACUCCGGGGCGAUACCUGGGUUCUCGACGCGGGUCGCGUUCUUGCCUGAGGACGGCCUGGGGAUCGUCGUGCUGGCGAAUGCGGAUGAGAAGGCGAGCGCGAACGACGCUAUCAUUCUGAGGAUCGUGGAGGAUGUGCUGGGACUGAAGAGGGUAGAUAGGGGUGUGGUAACUGACGCCAGCGGAAGAGCUGUGUCUGAAAGGGAAGUUCAGACCUCGCUCGUAGACAAGCAGCAAAGCGACGAGACUGCUCCCCUCCCAGUCGAUCUCGACCUCCUCUCGGGCACCUACGCCAACGCGGGCUACGGCGCGCUCAUCCUCUGCACAGCCCAAAGCACAUCACACCACUGCCUCUCCGUCCUCUCCUCCUUCGCACCCUUUAUCCCACAAACGCCCUUUCCCUCUCCCAUUCCCGUGCCCGCACCCGCCCCGCAGACGCAGCCCGCGCUCUACGCGGCCUGGCCGCGCAUCUGGUCGACACACGUCCGGUUAACGCACGCGACGGGCACUGAGUUCGCGCUGCAGUUUACGGCGCUGUUCCCAGAGGGAUAUGGGGCCAACCGGACAGCAUUCGAGACGAGCGAGACGGGGGAGAGCGAGGGCAGGGCGGUGUUCGUGCUCGACGGCGACGGCGAGAGCGUCAGCGUGCAGGGGUUCGGGUUAGAGAUUGAUGCAGAGGCGGUGGAGGCCAGGAAGCGCGUUGGGGCGAAGAACGUCAGGGAGUGGGCGGACGCGUGGUUCGAGAAGGUGUGAGCGGGACCGCUGGGUGUAUUCUGGUGGACACUCUGUGUGUGUCCUGUGAAACGUGCAUUGCCGCGUGUUGUGAAGGUUUGUUGUAGCGCUGGACUGUAUAGGUAGGUGUUGUAUUUCCUGUAUCGGUUCCGCACACGUCGGGAUGUCACAUUAUUUGUCAUAAUUUUGAAGGAAGGCGAUGCACCCGCUGCGAUGAUCCUAGAGGUCGCCCGUGAAUCGUGGGUGGCCAAAAUAUGAAAUGAAACUGCGCACGGGUCCCUA